CCGGUGCUGCCUGAAAGCGCUGCGAGACGUCGUGCUGCAGCCGAACUGGAAAUUACUAGCAUACGAGCAGCGUUUGAAUGCAGCUUGAAACCCACAUGGCUAAUGAACUACAACACGGUCUGCUUGUGUCCUCAUUGGUCCGCAGGUGAUUUACAAACAAGAUUGGCUUGUAAGUAGCUUUUGCAGACAGGUAGACAUUGCAGGAAAGUAGGAGAGCCUCCGUCACUUCUUCUGACCGACGACGAGGUGUUGAAACGAGGAAAUAAUGACACAGAGAGCUGUCACUUUGAUUUAAAGCGUGCCCGAGGCUUCAGCAGACAUGGUGGAGGUGUUUACCGGGCGGACACUGGUGAAUAAAGACGGGGAUUUGGUGGAUCCCGAUGAGGCGUUGAGGAACAAAGUGGUGGGGAUCUACUUUUCUGCAGGAUGGUGUCCGCCGUGUCGCGACUUCACACCCAUCCUGUGUGAUUUCUACACGGAGCUGGUGGAGGAGAGCGACCCUCCGGCUCAGUUUGAGAUAGUUUUCGUCUCCUCCGACAAGUCGACCGAUGACAUGGUCGAAUAUUAUCACGACAUGCACGGAGACUGGCUGGCUCUGCCCUGGACGGAUGACUACAAGCACGAGCUGAAGCAGCGCUACAAGAUCACAGCGGUGCCCAAACUGGUGAUCGUGAAGGAGAACGGCGACGUGAUCACGGAGAAGGGCAGGAAACAGAUCAGAGACCGAGGCCUGGCGUGCUUCAGGUCCUGGCUGGACGCUGCAGAAAUCUUCCAGAACUUUAAGGGUUAGCAAACAACGACGAGGAACACGUCGACACUUCCUUUUCACGAGGGUUUCUGCAGCCACGAUAGAGAUUUGAACAAAACCAAACAAAAAAAAUAUUUCAACGUUGACUUUAGCUCAGAACAUGGGGGAGAAGAGACAGCAGUUGAUUUAAGGGAUAUGAAAGAGUAAAUUACAUUUCUGUUACACAACGUUGGUUUAUUUAUUCAGAUUUAACAUUAUUUAUUUGCUUUUUUUUUUCCUGUCAAAGACUGAAUAUAUUUGACUUCUUAAGCACUCUAAAAAUCCGUUGAAUGAAACAAUGUGAGAAGGAAAAAUCUAACUUUGGUUGUGUUGCUCACAAGUCAUGCUUUAACGAGGGGUUUACAAGUAGAUACGGAUUUGUUUUAAGGGUUCACAAGCCAAAAAGGUUAAGAAACACUUCUUUAAACAUCCUAUGCAUUAAAGACAAACCUCAGGCAUAUCCACUUUGGUUCAUAUGUGAAAAAUGAUUUGCAUUUUAGAAAAUUGUGUGUUUUGUUUGAAUAAUACAAGCCAGCUACUGUAGUUUCUUUAGAAAUACAUUCAUACAUUCUUUAUAAGCUUGUGCACUUACUACACAUACAGUUAAACCUUUGCUUUUAUUAAGUAGAUCUCUUAAUAUGCUGUUCUAUAUUUAAGGUUUGACGUGUAGUUCUACUUUGAGCUGCCUAUAUAUUUUUGUAUCUUUUAUUUUAUAUGAGUUGUU
Anoplopoma fimbria (sablefish) is the source of this 1511-nucleotide messenger RNA. RefSeq names its product nucleoredoxin like 2 (gene nxnl2). Gene Ontology annotation, biological process: sensory perception; photoreceptor cell maintenance. The record is from RefSeq and is a predicted model, not a curated record. The transcript has 2 exons. Bases 320 to 790 code for a protein of 156 amino acids. Lineage: Eukaryota; Metazoa; Chordata; Actinopteri; Perciformes; Anoplopomatidae.